UUUGCUGGCCGGUGCCCUGCCGCCAUUUUCAAACCCCCUAAUAUUGACUAUGGCGACUACCUCCUGACAGAAACUCUAUUCCCUCCUCGGAGGCCUCGGCCGGUCCCGAGUUCCUUUUGCUCUUCUCGGCUCCAAGGAGCUUCACCCCCCCCUACCCCUCUAAGGCUCUCUCCCUUUGCCAGCUCUCCUUCUUCCACAGCCAUGGAGGUGGAGCCGGUGGCAGCGACGGAGAGCGCGGCCCAGGAGUCCGAGCAGCCCCCACCUCGGAGGCGCGGCCGCCGGUCUCGGAUGUCGGGCGCCGCAGCCGAUACGGAGGCCGGGCUGGACGUUCCUGCCUCCGGCCCGGACCAUCAGAGGAGAUACUCCCUUCGGAGAGGUAGUUCCUUCACAUUUCUAACACCAGGGCCACAUUGGGAUUUCACUUUGAAAAGAAAACGAAGAGAAAAAGAUGAUGAUGUUGUAAGUCUUAGCAGUUUGGAUCUUAAGGAGCCAAGCAACAAAAGAGUUCGAUCUCUGGCUCGAGUCUCAUCUUUGGCAAAUUUAAUCUCUCCUGUGAGAAAUGGAGCAGUCAAACGUUUUGGUCAAACGAUACAGUCAUUUACACUUCGUGGUGACAACAGAUCUCCUGCUUGUGCCCAGAAAUCAUUUAACAGGGCUACUGUCCCAACUCCUUCUAAAAGAAGAAACAGUGUACGAUGGUCAGAGAUGUUAGAUAUCAACAUGAAAGAAUCUUUAACCACCAAAGAAAUCAAACGUCAAGAGGCAAUAUAUGAAAUGCUCCGAGGAGAACAGGAUUUAAUUGAGGAUCUUAAGCUUGCCAGAAAGGCCUACCAUGAUCCUAUGUUGAAGUUAUCUAUCAUGUCUGAGGAAGAACUCACACAUAUAUUUGGAGAUUUAGAUGCUUACAUACCUCUGCAUGAAGAUCUGUUGGCAAGAUUAGGAGAAGCAACAAAGCCAGAUGGGACAGUGGAGCAAAUUGGUCAUAUUCUUGUGAACUGGUUGCCAGGUUUAAAUGCUUAUAGAGGCUACUGCAGUAACCAGCUUGCAGCUAAAGCUCUUCUUGAUCAGAAAAAACAAGAUGCAAGAGUUCAAGAUUUCCUUCAGCGUUGUCUUGAGUCUCCUUUCAGUAGGAAAUUAGACCUCUGGAGUUUCCUGGACAUUCCUCGAAGUCGCCUAGUUAAAUAUCCCUUGUUGUUAAAAGAAAUUCUCAGACAUACACCCAAAGACCACACUGAUAUAAAACCUCUAGAAGAAGCUCUAUUGGUAAUACAAGGAGUACUCUCUGAUAUCAACUUGAAGAAAGGAGAAUCAGAAUGCCAAUAUUAUAUUGAUAAACUGGAAUAUCUGGAUGACAAACAGAAGGAUCCUAGGAUUGAAGCUAGCAAGGUGUUGCUUUGCCAUGGAGAACUGAAGAAUAAAAAUGGACAUAAACUCUAUAUUUUCUUGUUUCAAGACAUCCUUGUCUUGACUCGUCCUGUUAUACGCAAUGAACGCCACUCCUAUCAAGUAUACCGUCAGCCUAUUCCUGUCAAGGAGCUGGUGUUAGAGGACCUGCAGGAUGGUGAUGUGAGAAUGGGAGGUUCCUUUAGAGGUGCUUUUAGCAACUCAGACAAAGCUAAAAAUAUCUUCAGAGUUCGUUUCCGGGACCCUUCACCAGGGCAGUCCCAUACUUUACAAGCUAAUGAUGUGUUCCAUAAGCAACAGUGGUUCAAUUGUAUCCGAACUGCCAUUGCCCCCUUUCAUCAGACCACCAGUCCAACAGAGUUUAAGGGUUUGUCGGAGCUCAAUAAGGGGUCUGAAAAGAACAACCCUUUGGCAUCACACAUCAAAUCCCAAAGGAAGUCAUCAACACUUUCUGGUCUCAUUCCUCUGGAAGUAGAUGAAAAUUCCCCUGAAUGUAUUCCCAGCAUAGCUAUAAAUGAAAACUCCACAGAUAUAAAAGCACACAGAAUACAACCUGGGUCCCCAAAAGCACAAGAGAAGGCCCAACUGAAUGAUAAAAGGAAAGAGACUUUGGUAUAAAGGGAAUCCAUGUACCAACUGAAGAAAAGACUGUUUAUAAAUGUGUAUAUAUUUUUUUCAUGUAAUGUUGAACAUGCUAGGGUUACUUUGUCUUGAUGUGUUGGUUUUUUUAAUGGCAGCUACUAAUAACUCUGUUAAACUAUGGUCUGUUUUUUAAAGAAUGUAGAAUUUAUAUUUUCUUAAUUUGUACCAUAAUUUGGAAAUUUUUAAAGCUUAGCACAGUUAGAUGGGAAAUCUAAAAGGCAGAUGGUUCAUAAGUUCUGAUCUACUAUGGCUUUUUUUCUCUUUUCAAAUAUUUUCUCAAUUAUACACAAAAAACAAUUUUUACCAUUUGCUUUUAAAAUGUUAAGUUCCAAAUUCCCCCCUUCUUUCUUCCUUCUUUUCCCCUCUUAAUGAGAAAGCAAGAAAUUUGAUAUAGCUUAUACAUGUGCAGUCAUGCAAAACAUUUCCAUAUUAGUCAUAUUGUGAAAGAAAACACAGACCAAGGAAAAAAACCCAAGAAAAAUAAAGUUUAAAAAUCUACCAUGGCUUCUUGAUACCAACUAUGAUAUUUGAAAUGUCUGCAAAAUUGAACAAUUUUGCAAAUGAUAAUAUUUUACCAAUAUUUUUUCCCAAACUUUAUAGCCCAAUUUUUCUCAAAAUUGAAUGUUAACAUGAUCAUUUAAAAUAUACAUAGUAUAUAUGUAUUGAAAUAGUUCUUUGGAAAACAGACCAUAGAAUUCAGUAGUUUCCAUUUUAACAACUGGAACUCUUUUUUUAACUGUACAUUUUCAUUUUUCCUUUGCAUAACCUGACAAUUAUUUACUUUUUUUUUCAUUGUAAAUGUAGUGUUAAGAAUUUUUUUUAUUUUGAUGGUUUUUCAAGUUAACAUUUAUUUAAAGUAUUUGAUUUUCCUUGUCUUAAAAUGUAUAUAUUUGUGUGUUUAUACAUAUAUAUAUUUUAAGAUGAUUUUAGCCAUACUGUUUCUUGAGCCAGUAAGAAAAGUGGCAUCUUUUAAAUGUAGCAUUUUGGGAGGUGGUAAACCCACAUAAAAGGUCUUGAGAAUGCUCUAUACUAGUAAAAAGGGUGCAUAGUAUGAUGUACAGUGAUGAGCAUUUUAGUGCAAAAAGGAAGGAAGGAGGAGGACAGGUUGACUUUUAAUAAGCUCCAAAAAGGAAAAAGAGGAGUGGUUUUGUCUUAAAGUAAAAUAGCUGGUGUCUGCCAGAAUGUGAAAGAAGAAAGUAUCACGGACAAACCAAAGGGAUUUAAAGCAUGUUGAAGAGGGCUAGACGGAAUUGAACUUUAUUUGAAAGAUGUUAAGAAUAGUGAAUAAAAAAUGAAUAUGGGAAAAGAAGUGACAUGAAGAAUGAAAUCUUGACAAAGUUGACUAGGAGUAAAAGCUUGUCAAGUCUUCCCAAAAUGUUUUCAGGAUACUAUCAGAAGAAGUCAUUAGAGUUUUGUUUUCAAUCUGCCAAAAACACACACACAAGUACAGUGCAGCCCCACAGUGACUAAAAACUUAAUCACAGCUUAUAUAUUCAGUGGAAAAGUCUGUAAAUACAUGAAACCAAAUGGAGGGGUGUCUGUAUAAAUGAAUUAUACUAUUAAAAAAUACACAAACCCACCCCAAAA
Molecule: messenger RNA, 3633 nt
Organism: Monodelphis domestica (gray short-tailed opossum)
Lineage: Eukaryota; Metazoa; Chordata; Mammalia; Didelphimorphia; Didelphidae
Gene: NET1
Product: neuroepithelial cell transforming 1
Biological process (GO): positive regulation of Rho protein signal transduction; intracellular signal transduction
Molecular function (GO): guanyl-nucleotide exchange factor activity
Source: RefSeq, a predicted model, not a curated record